This is a messenger RNA of Lolium perenne, 1247 nucleotides long. RefSeq names its product gibberellin 2-beta-dioxygenase 3. The record is from RefSeq and is a predicted model, not a curated record. NCBI's taxonomy places the organism in Eukaryota, Viridiplantae, Streptophyta, Magnoliopsida, Poales, Poaceae.
CGUUACCCAAUGAUCACAUCGACUAGUGCAGGAUAAUUGAGCAUGGAGGCCUCAAUUCCGGUGAUCGACCUGUUGUCGCCAGGUUCCGCGGGUGCCAUCGCCGACGCUUGCGGCAGCCACGGCUUCUUCAAGGCCGUGAACCACGGCAUGGACGUGGGCAUCGUGGAGACGCUCGAGGCCGAGGCGAUGUCCUUUUUCGCGCUGCCCGCGGGUGACAAGUUGAGCAGCUCUGCCGACCUCAGCAACCGGCUCGGCUACGGCUGCCGCAACAUCGGCAACAACGGCGACGUGGGCUCGGUGGAGUACCUGCUCGUGUCCACCGUUAAUUCCAACUCAACUAUGCCCAUCGCACUUUGCAACGCGCUGGAUGAGUACAUGAGGAUAGUGCAGGAGGUGGCGGGGAGGGUGCUUGUGCUGAUGGCGGAAGGGCUGGGGAUGGAGGACACGGACGUGUUCAGGGGCAUGGUGCAGAGGAAUGGCAGCGACGAGUUGCUACGUGUGAACCACUACCCGCACUCGCUGCGGCUGGAAGCGCCGGGCUCCACAGGGUUCGGCGAGCACACGGACCCUCAGCUCAUGUCGCUGCUGCGCUCCAACUCCGUCUCGGGGCUGCAGAUCGCGCUGCUCGACGGCACCUGGCUCCCCGUCGCGCCCGACGCCGAGUCCGUUUUCAUCAACGUCGGAGACGUCAUGCAGGUCCUCACCAACGGUAGGUACAGGAGCGUGAGGCACAGGGUGGUGGCACAGGCUGGGGAAGGCGUCCUGUCAAGGCUCUCCAUGGUGUACUUCGGCGGCCCUGCGCCGACGCAGUGGAUCGUGCCCAUACCCAAGCUGGUGCGGCCGCUGGACCUCAUCUUGUACAAGGGAUUUUGGUGGGACGAGUACAUGACGGCCGCGCGCAGGACCAAGCUCGCCACCUGCAGACUAGAACCCUUCCUGCUCCAGCAGCUGCCCGCCCGAGAAACACCCCAGUCCGCAACCGUCUUGCUACUGAAUACUACUACUGCUACUACUCCGGAGUAGAGGUAUCGAUUAGGCCUCUAUGUAAUAUCUAUUGUUCCCUCCAUCUCGUCAAAUUUGUGAAGCAGCAAGUACCAGACGCACUCUUUUCCUUACCAGGGUACCGAAGGGGACUGGAAGGUUUUUAAUGAGGCGGCUUGCUGACUUAAUAUAUUGGUUUUCAAAAAAAAAUAUUGUUCCCUCCAUCUUGUCAAAUUUGUCUAAAAUUUGAAUGUAUCUACUUACUA